Lampris incognitus (smalleye Pacific opah) is the source of this 2807-nucleotide messenger RNA. It is a transcript of the gene arhgap22b, whose product is annotated as rho GTPase-activating protein 22. Gene Ontology annotation, molecular function: GTPase activator activity. Gene Ontology annotation, biological process: activation of GTPase activity; signal transduction. NCBI's taxonomy places the organism in Eukaryota, Metazoa, Chordata, Actinopteri, Lampriformes, Lampridae. The record is from RefSeq and is a predicted model, not a curated record. The transcript is spliced from 10 exons. The coding region runs from base 143 to 2428 and encodes 761 amino acids. Gene Ontology annotation, cellular component: focal adhesion.
GCGAGGAGAGGAGAGAGGGAUGGUGUGCUAACGCUGAGUGAAGAGAGAGAGAGAGAGAGAGAGGGAGAGAGAGAGAGAGGGAGAGAAGGGUCGGGUGCUGGAUGUACAUGAACAUGCCGAGAGGAGAGAGUGAGGAUCAGCGAUGACAGCCAUGCUGAGCCCAAAGAUCAGACAGACCAGGAGAGCCCGGUCCAAGAGCAUGGUGAUGGGCGAGGUGUCACGGGGCUCGUGCCGGCCGGCCUCCCCCAGUCUGCAGGAGGGGGCGCUGAAGGCCGGCUGGCUGAAGAAGCAGCGCAGCAUCAUGAAGAACUGGCAGCUCCGCUGGUUCGUGCUACGCUCAGACCAGCUCUACUUCUACAAGGACGAGGAAGAGACCAAACCGCAGGGAUGUAUACCUCUGCAUGGCUGCCAGGUUAAUGAGCUCACAGCUAACCCGGACGAGCCAGGACGACACCUGUUUGAAAUCGUCCCAGGUGGAGCAGGAGAGAAAGACAGGGCAGCGAUCAGCCAUGAAGCCAUCCUGCUCAUGGCGAACUCCCAGACAGACAUGGAUGACUGGGUCAAGGCCAUACGGCGGGUGAUCUGGGCACCGUUUGGAGGAGGGAUUUUCGGCCAGCGAUUAGAGGACACGGUGCAGUAUGAGCGGAAGUUUGGUCCUCGGCUUGCCCCCCUGCUAGUGGAGCAGUGUGUGGACUUCAUCAGGGAGCGAGGUCUGGAUGAGGAGGGUCUCUUCAGGAUGCCGGGACAAGCUAACUUGGUCAAAGAGCUGCAGGAGGCCUUCGACUGCGGGGACAAGCCUCUUUUUGACAGUAACACAGAUGUCCACACGGUGGCUUCCUUGCUAAAGCUGUACCUGAGGGAGCUGCCCGAGCCUGUCGUUCCCUUCUCCAAAUACGAGGACUUCCUCACCUGCGCACAGCUUUUGGCCAAAGAUGAGGAGGAGGGGGUCCAGGAGCUUGGAAAGCAAGUGAACACUCUACCUCUGCCCAAUUACAAUCUCCUCAAGUACAUAUGCAAGUUCCUUGAUGAGGUCCAGUCCCAUUGUAAUGAGAACAAAAUGAGUGUCCAGAAUCUCGCCACGGUAUUUGGACCAAAUAUCCUCCGACCCAAGAUGGAGGACCCUGUAGCCAUCAUGGAAGGCACCUCGUUGGUCCAGCACCUGAUGACCAUCCUCAUCAGAGAUCACAACCGCUUGUACUCAGGGAGGGACCAGGAAGGACCGACGGUGCCUCUGCCAGAGCUCACACCUCAUGGGCCGCAGCUCCAGCAACGCAGCCUUGGCGCAUGGAUCUCUGAGGAGGACCUCCAGAGCGGCCCGGCCUCCAACCCAGACAACGAGCUCCACAGCAGUGCCUCAUCACUGGAUGCAAAACUGUGUGCGGCAGUCACCCCGACGCAGGCCUCUAGCCCCAACCCCGCCCCCAAACUGGGGUCUUCAACAGGGAAGGGGGAGACGGUGGUCAGCCCAAGUAAACAAUCAAAGACGCUGCCUUCCUGGAAGUACACAUUCAAAAGCUCCUCAGCGCCCCGCUCACAGCCACAAACCAAGCAGGGUGGCGGGGGGCCCACGGCAGACACGGCUAGCAUGUCAUCUGGUGGUGGAGGAGGAAGUGGGGCCGGUGGGAGCGGAGGGAGCGGUGGGAACUGGCUGAUGAAUGGUUUGUCAUCACUGAGGGGCCACCGGCGCACCUCUUCGGGGGAGCGCUCAACCCGUGACCGUGACUCCACAGGCUCCACCCAGAGACUGUCCACCUAUGACAACGUCACUACCUCCUCCAGUAUGGGGAGUGUGCCCAGUGUUGCUAGCACACCCUGGUCCACGUCCUCCUGUGAGAUCUCCGUCGUCGACUCAGGUGGCAGUGAGCCCUCAGUGAACCAGAACUGUGGAGGUGGGGUUGGGGCUGGGAGUGGAGUUGAAGAAAAAGGGGAGUGGGCAGAGAGCCACAGAGAGAUUGAAAGAGGCAGGGAAGGCGGGACAGGGACAGACAGGAGCUCUGAGCAGGACGACGGCUGCGAAGCCAUGGAGCUGUGUAUGAGCAGCACGGCCUGCAGCGAGAACGAGAAUGUGGCCGUGGUGUCUGGCGUGCCAUCCAUUGUGAUGUCAGAGGAAGGGGACGAGGGGUCUGUGACCCUGGGCAGUCUCAUGGAAGGACUUAAGGACGAGUUAAAGAAACAGAAAACAGCAUACGAGGCGAGGAUCAAAAAGCUGGAGGAGUCCAGCGUGGCUCUGUGUGCACAGAUGGAGCGCCUGGAACAAGAGAUGGAGCAAGAGAAGAAGAAGCAACGCAUGCUAGAGAUCAAACUAAGGAACUCUGAGCGGGCGCGGGAGGAUGCAGAGAACCGCAACCGGCUGCUGGAGAAGGAGAUGGAGGAUUUCUUUUCCACUUUGGGAGAUCUCGCCCUGGGGGCAAGGACCAGUGACAUAUAAGACAAUAUGGCCAGAAAUUGAUCUGUGGUGCAAAAAAAAAGAAAAAGAAAAGGCAUGGAUCCUCCAUAAUGAAUCAGGGCAUUCCUUCAAGGGGGGAAAAAAUGGACCAGGUCAUAUUGUGUAAAUUCAGGGUGGGUUUAAUGGAACUGACUUAUCAAGAACAGACAGAAAGUUCACAGGCGUAUCAGACUGGAACAGACUUGCCAGCGCUCCCCAGAUGAAUCUGGGGGAUUAUGGACCUCUUUAAAAAGUGCAGCGCUUCCUCAAGCCGGCUUGAAACGGAAUGGAAGUUGAAGGCGGUAGCAGACUUCCUCUUCAUCGCAAGGAGGCAGCGUUGCAACGAGGCAGGUGGCUGUAUACAUUUAGUGGAAGAUGACGA